Molecule: messenger RNA, 774 nt
Organism: Didymodactylos carnosus
Lineage: Eukaryota; Metazoa; Rotifera; Eurotatoria; Philodinida; Philodinidae
Source: the annotation of a GenBank genome assembly
AUGCAAGAUAACGCAUGUGUUAACGUUUCACCAACGGCAUGUACGGCGUAUCAAACUCUAGCCGAACAACAACAGUUUUCUAACUGGUUUUGUCCAAAGUGUUUGAGUGAUGAAACCGUCGAUCGUGUUCCGCCUCGUUGUCUUCAAACGUUAUCUGAUCGAAUCGACAAGAUUGAACAUCAUCUAACAACCAUUAACGACACACAUGAUCAACUUGUUGACCAUCUCGAUAAAUUGAACGAAAACUUGGAACAAGAGAAGCGACGAAAAAACAUCAUCGUCAAAAACUUGUCUCCCGUUGAGGGUAUUAAUGAUAGAGUAGUUGUCGUCCGUUUCGUUCAAGAUGACCUUGGUAUCAACAUUCAUCCGUCUUCCAUCGAUUCGGUGUGGCGAUUUAAAACCUCGUCAGCAACGACUAAUGAUCGUCCGCCACUUCUCGAUAUCGCCUUUAAUGACUUGUCUCUUCGUUCGUCGAUCUUGGCAAAGGCACUGGUGAUAAAAAACUCGUCUGACGUUUCUGUCAAAAUUGUUUACAUCGGUAAGCAUUUGACAAAACAACAAUCUCUGCAAGCCUUUGAGGCUCGACAACGACAGAAUCAGUCGCAACAACAGCAAUCUACUACGUCAUCAUCUGUUGUUGACAUGGAUAGUAAUCGACCGAAUCAAAAUAGUGAUGACAUGAAUAGCAAGCCUACCAAUAACAAUAUUAAUCGUAAUAAUAUUAAUAAUAAUAAUAAUGUCAAUAUUAAUAAUAAUCCCAACGCCAAUAAAUAA